GACCAACUAAAGACUGGUGGAUGGAGGUGGAGUACCAAUAGCUUUCCGAUAGUAUUCCCCCCACCAAAACCAAAUUCCAAACCCAGGAAGCCGCCCUCAUAUAUCUACAACAUAAAAGAAGGACUACCCAAUGUCAUGGCUGCAAAUACUUC
Ambispora gerdemannii is the source of this 152-nucleotide messenger RNA. The record is from the annotation of a GenBank genome assembly. Lineage: Eukaryota; Fungi; Glomeromycota; Glomeromycetes; Archaeosporales; Ambisporaceae.